Polypterus senegalus (gray bichir) is the source of this 1740-nucleotide messenger RNA. RefSeq names its product sperm-associated antigen 7 homolog. The transcript has 3 exons. The annotation marks the transcript as partial. The record is from RefSeq and is a predicted model, not a curated record. NCBI's taxonomy places the organism in Eukaryota, Metazoa, Chordata, Cladistia, Polypteriformes, Polypteridae.
UUUGUAAAUAUCUCUUUCUCUCAUGUGAUCCUUUUUCUGAACUUGUGGCAGGAGUUUGCACCAUCCGAUGAAGAGUUGGAAGCCUAUCGAAAGGGUGAAGAGUGGGACCCACAACUAGCCGAGGAAAAGCGUAAAUUGAAGGAGCAGGCCCAGAGGGAGGCAGAGUUGGAAUCUCAAAAGGGCCCAAAAGAAGUGUGUCCCAGCAGCAAUUACCGUGAUAAAUACAGCCAUCUGAUUGGCACAGCAGCCGCCAAAGAUGCUGCACACACUCUAGAGGCCAAUAAAGCCUAUGGCUGUGUACCUGUAGCAAACAAAAGGGACACACGCUCCAUAGAGGAGGCAAUGAAUGCAAUCAGAGCAAAAAAGCUGAAGAAAAAUGAGGAUGACUGUGCAGGAGCAAGCAGCUCCUAAGAGAGGGUAUUCUGAGCCUUUUGCUCUUUGUUCUGCCUACUUUAAAGGGCAAAAGUAUUCCUUUGUUCUUAUGUAUUAUAUGAGGACUUGUUUCUUUUAACCCUGUGAGAUACUAUCAUAUGCAAAACUCCUGUUAGAAAGAGUUCUGGAAGAUAACCAUGGACGUAGACAAGUUUUUUUUUUUUUUUCCAACCAGGAUCAUUGUUGACAGGUUUUGUUCUAGAAAAGGAAAAUGGUUAAAAACACAGUUGUAUGUUAAUAAUUCAAUUGCUCAGUUCUUUGAGCAGACCAGCACAAUAUAGUACCAUUGUGGUCUUAAAGAGUUUUAUUGAUUGAUCGACAUUUAAGAAUCAUUUUUUCUGAUUGUACCCUGAGUGAAACAUGAAGAAGGGAUCCCAUCCCUCCCUCUCUGGGAUCCCUCCAGGCUUGCUUUUUCCAAAGCAAGCACCAAGUGGAGCUUUUUUCCCCCCCUAAGUGUGACUGUCGGUGUUAAUGAAAACGGAGUAAGUCUGGUGGUGGUCAUAUGUACAUGCUUGUUUUAUUUUUUUUGUUAUUUAAGGAUUGCAUAUAAAUAUCAGGGGAAGAUGUCGGUUGGUUCCCGGUCUAAAAUUCUGAACUGAAAAGGAAAAAAAUGUAUAUUAAUUUUAGCUCUCUUAGAGCCUGUCCCUCACUUUUUUAAUUGAAAUGCCACAUCCAAAAAGCAUUGAAUGUAUUUCGGUCUAUUUUAAUAUAUAUAAAUAUUUUAAAUCCUAACACUAAUGUUUCUAAGAAUUAUACUGUACAGAAACAUUCACCUUUCAGGUAAUUUUUGUCAUACAUGUUGUUGCUCUUCAGAGCAGUUUAAAAAGAGUGACCUACAUUAGACGUUUCUUGAUUAAGCCAUCAAGCCUGGAGUUUGAGGAAAAUAAUUUCCAAUAAACACCUACGCUUGUUCUCUGUUUUUAAAGCAUUUACUUUAUUAUUAAAAUUUUAAAUUUGGCUUCUAAUUUGGGCCCCAAUUACUUCCCAUGUUUAGCAUUGUGUCUUGAUCUUUCUCAGGUACCCUAGAAUAUCUGACAGCAGGCUAAAUAUAUAGUAGAGUACCAUCACAAACACCGCAGCUAAGGCGGGCAUGCAGUCAUACUGAAUAGAUGUGUUUUGAGUGGUUUUGGCGUUUUUAUUUUGGUCUCCCUUCAGCCAUAAGAGACUGCUCUUUCUCGGCUAUUGGAGUUUAAGCGGGUGAUUGAAAAUGCAUAUCCUUUUGUAAAGGCAGUCAUUGUUUGCUUGUAAAUGACAACUAAUAUUGUCCUUUUAGGACUUGUGUAGUAAUAAAAUUGAUUCUACAUGACA